Molecule: messenger RNA, 936 nt
Organism: Aegilops tauschii subsp. strangulata
Lineage: Eukaryota; Viridiplantae; Streptophyta; Magnoliopsida; Poales; Poaceae
Source: RefSeq, a predicted model, not a curated record
AUGGCGUCAGUUGUUGAUAGAAUCAGAGAAUUAGUGCAGUAUGUCAAGAGUUCGCAAGGCAGAAUAGCAGCGUUCAAAGCCUGGAAAGAAACUAACAAAGAUUAUAAAUUUGCUCCUUCAGCUAGUGAAUGGGAGAUGGCCGCAGCUAUUUGCCAUCUUUUGGGCACUUUUUACACAGCCACAAAGAAAAUCUCGGGUAGGACAUAUCCCACCUCUCACCUGUACUUCUAUGAGGUCUGGAAUGUGAAGAAGAUAAUGGAGAAAGAAGUCGUAAGUGAAAAUCCUACCAUUGUUGCCAUGGUGAAAGAGAUGGAGAAGAAAUGGAUCAAAUAUUUUGAGGAGUCAUUCUUAACAAGUUGUCUGCCGCUGAUAUUUGAUCCAAGGUACAAAUAUGAAUAUGUUGACUUCCGACUGACUGCAGCUUUUGGUGGCGGUGCCAAGAAGUAUCUUACCCAGGUGAAUAGUGCGAUGAAGAUCCUAUUUGUUGAAUGUGCAUCUGAAUUUGGAAACACUUCUGAUGAAGGUGACGAGGUUGCAGAGGAGGAUGGCGAGGGCACUCUUGAUGACUGGGAUAAGCAUUUGAGAUUGAAAAGAUCCCACAACUCAAAUGAGCUACAACGAUAUCUUGAAGAAGAUUUGUCUCCUCGUCGACAGAAGUUGGAUAUCUUAAAGUGGUGGGAAAUCCACUCCCCAAAGUAUCCGGUGCUUGCGGCUAUAGCGCGGGACAUAUUGGCAGUGUCCGCGGCUACCGUGCCUGCAGAGGCUGCAUUCAGUAAUGCUGGAAGGAUCAUCACCGAGCAAAGAAGUAGUUUGACCCCGAGUACUGUUGAGACACUGAUGUGCCUCGAGGAUUGGCUUCGAGCUCCUGAUCGCCAAAAGGUGGAGCCAAUAGUUGGAGACCGCGGUGAUGAUCAACAAGAUGCUGGAACAACCUAG